GGCGUAGUCGUAGUCGUCGUGAGUCAAAUGGCUGAAUGAAGUUGUCGGAUUCCGAGACGUACAACUUCAUUUUAAUGUUAAACAAAGUGCAUAUGGUCGUAAUACAACUGUGACCCUAGUCCCAGAUUAUGGGAGAUUCCAUUGAGGCUGUGCCUGAGGGCACGCCAGAGCCGGAGACAGUGGCUGUUGUUGAUUUCAACGAUUUCUGCAACUACAUUCGCAAAGUAGUGACAGUGUUGUUGCCGAACGUCGACACGGUUCCACCGGCCCUCAAUGCCGCUUUACAAGACCGGAAUAAUCAAGACUGCAUUCGCAAAUUCAUCAGCGAUCAGCAAGUUCCGGUUCUUUUCAUUCAGCGUACUUCAACUAAAGAUGAAGAUGGCGAACCCACAGAAGGUGAGGAAAAGGAGGAGGCGUACUACUUAUCAAAUGAAGUUCAGUACACAAGCCCUAAGGAAAGCAGUCUGGUAUGUGUCAAGAGGGGCCUUGUAGUAGAGGCUGAAAAAAAUAUCCAUUCCCAAUUACGUCUCACAAACUUUUGUGAGGGAUCUCCUUAUGAGACCAUUCAUUCGUUUGUGAGCAAAUGGAUGUCACCAUACUUCAAGAGUUAUGUAAAGGAAUCAGGAAGAGCAGACAGAGAUGGAGACAAAAUGGCACCAUCUGUGGAAAAAAAGAUGGCGGAGCUAGAAAUGGGUUUAUUGCAUCUCCAGCAGAACAUUGACAUUCCAGAAAUAUCUCUACAAAUUCAUCAUGUUGUAAUUGCUGUAAUCAAACAGUGUGCUGAAGAAGGACGCAAACCUAGAGUAGCUGAUUUUGGAGACCGUGUUGAGGAUUCUACUUUUUUAAAUCAGCUUCAGACUGGAGUCAACAGAUGGAUCAAAGAAAUUCAGAAGGUUACAAAGCUUGAUCGUGACCCAUCAUCAGGAACAGCUCUUCAAGAAAUCAGCUUCUGGUUGAACUUAGAACGAGCACUCCACAGGAUUCAGGAAAAGAGAGAAAGCCUAGAAGUUGCCUUAACAUUAGACAUCUUGAAGCAUGGGAAACGUUUUCAUGCCACAGUUAGUUUUGAUACAGAUACUGGAUUGAAACAAGCACUCAGUUAUGUCAAUGACUACAACCCACUUAUGAAGGAUUUUCCCAUCAAUGACUUGUUAUCUGCUACCGAACUUGACCGAAUUCGUGCUGCUAUACAGCAGAUCUUUUCUCACUUGCGUAAGAUCCGCAGUACCAAAUAUCCCAUGCAGAGAGCUUUGAAACUUGUUGAAGCUAUAUCUCGUGACUUGAGUUCUCAGCUAUUCAAAGUUUUGGGUACAAGAAGGCUAAUGCAUAUUCCAUUUGACGAAUUUGAAAAAGUUAUGAAUCUGUGUUUCAAUGUUUUCUUGACUUGGGAUGAUGAAUAUGAUAGGCUGCAACAACUUCUCAGGGAUUUGAUGAAGAAAAAGAGGGAUGAACAUUUGAAAAUGGUGUGGCGUGUGCAUCCUUCUCACAAGAAAUUGCAAGUUCGCAUGGAGAACAUGCGCCAGUUUAGACAUCAGCAUGAACAGCUUCGAACUGUCAUUAUGCGUGUAUUACGUCCAAAUAUAAUGCUGGUCCUAUCAGGACGCCCAGCAGAGUCUCCACCUGAAGGAGGUGAUGCUUCUAAUGUCAAGUCCGAUCAGCUAGCUAUUGAAGCUGCUGAUGCUAAUGCAAUCGAGGAAGUAAAUUUGGCCUACGAAAAUGUUAAGGAAGUUGACUGCCUAGACAUCAGCAGAGAAGGAUCUGAGGCAUGGGAGGCUGCAGUAAGGCGGUAUCAGGAACGCAUAGAUAGAGUUGAAACCAGGAUUACUGCCCACUUAAGGGACCAGCUGGGCACUGCCAAAAAUGCCAACGAAAUGUUUAGGAUCUUUUCCCGCUUCAAUGCCCUGUUUGUGCGGCCCCAUAUUCGAGGUGCCAUCCGAGAGUAUCAAACUCAACUUAUUCAAAGAGUGAAAGAUGAUAUUGAAGCACUUCAUGAAAAGUUCAAGGUGCAAUACCCUCAAAGUAAGGCAUGCCGUAUGAGUCAAGUGAGAGACUUGCCACCUGUGUCCGGUUCAAUAAUUUGGGCCAAACAAAUUGACCGUCAGCUAACAGCCUAUCUUCGCCGUGUUGAAGAUGUAUUAGGCAAAGGUUGGGGAAACCACAUUGAUGGUCAAAAGCUGAAAGCUGAUGGAGACAGUUUCCGAUUAAAACUUAAUACCACAGAGAUCUUUGAUGAUUGGGCUAGGAAAGUUCAAGCCCGCAACCUGGGGGUCACAGGACGGAUUUUUGCUAUUGAGUCCACUCGUUCUCGGUCAGGCCGAGGCAACGUUCUCCGAUUAAAGGUCAACUUUUUGCCAGAAAUAAUCACCCUUUCCAAAGAGGUUCGCAACCUUAAGAACCUGGGUUUCCGAGUACCUCUGGCUAUUGUCAACAAAGCGCACCUUGCCAAUGGCCUAUAUCCUUUUGCUAUCUCACUAAUUGAGAGCUGUCGGACCUAUGAAAGGACUUUGGAAAAGCUAUGCAACAGAGGCAGUGCAAACAGCCCAUCGUUCAAGGUGGAGGAUAAGGCAUCUAUUGUUCCCUUGGUUGCUGGUAUGAGGAAAGAAGUUCAAAAUCUCAUAAGUGAAGGAAUUGGUCUUGUGUGGGAAAGUUAUAAGUUGGACCAGUAUGUCCAACGCCUGGCAGAGCUUGUUUUUUCUUUCCAAGAGAAAGUGGAAGACCUCUUGCUUGUAGAAGAGCAGCUGGAUGUUGAUGUCAGAUCCUUGGAAACUUGUCCUUAUUCAGCCAACACUUUUGCUGACAUUCUGGCUAAAAUUCAGCAUGCUGUUGAUGAUCUCUCUCUGCGUCAGUACUCCAACCUGCACAUUUGGGUGCAACGUCUUGAUCAAGAAGUAGAAAAGAAUUUGGCUGCACGUCUUCAGGCUGGAAUACAGGCUUGGACAGAUGCCUUGGAUGGCAAGAAGAAAGAAAUUGAUCACAGUAUGGAUACUGAUGCACCCACUCAACCAACCCACAAGCCAGGUGGUGACCCUCACAUUCAAAUUGUUACUCAUGAAGUUCGCAUCACAAAUCAAAUCAUGUACUUGUACCCAAGUAUUGAAGAAGCUCGCUUUCAGAUCAUGCAGCAGUUCUUCUCAUGGCAGGCCAUUGUUACAUCUCAAAUCCAUUUGCAGAGCUGUAGAUACCAAGUGGGUCUUGACAGACCAGUGUCUCAGACUUACCGCAAUCUUCUCAACAAAUUGCCUCAAGGAAACACUGUCUUGGCUGCUGCAUAUGAAUCCAUUGAAAACAAAAUUGCUCAGGUACAAAAGUAUGUUGAUGAAUGGUUACGGUAUCAAUCCCUCUGGGAUUUGCAAGCUGAUAAUUUAUAUAGUCGCUUGGGUGAAGAUAUCAAUAUGUGGAUGAGGUUCUUGAAUGACAUCAAAAAGUGCCGAACCACUUUUGACACUUCAGAAACAAGAAGGGAGUUUGGUCCUGUUGUGAUUGACUAUGCUAAAGUGCAGAGUAAAGUGACUCUAAAGUACGAUGCAUGGCACAAGGACACAUUGAGCAAGUUUGGUGCACUUCUUGGAAACGAGAUGUCACAGUUCCAUUCUCAGGUUUCUAAAUCCCGUAGUGAGCUAGAAGAACAAUCUAUUGAAGCUGCCAGUACGUCUGACGCUGUUUCAUUCAUUACUUACGUUCAAUCCUUGAAGCGCAAGAUGAAGGCAUGGGAAAAACAAGUGGAAGUGUAUCGUGAAGGUCAACGUAUCUUGGAAAGGCAAAGGUUCCAAUUCCCUCAAAACUGGCUACAUGUGGACAAUAUUGAAGGUGAAUGGGGUGCUUUUAAUGAAAUCAUUAAACGGAAGGACUCAUCCAUUCAAACCCAGGUUGCUACUUUGCAAAUGAAAAUUGUUGCUGAGGAUAAGGCAGUGGAGUCCAGGACUAAUGAUUUCCUCAGUGACUGGGAAAGUAGCAAACCAGUGGAAGGUAGUCUUCGCCCCGAUGAAGCUUUGCAACAAUUGAAAAUCUAUGAGACCAAAUUCACACGUCUGAAAGAAGAGAGAGAUAAUGUUGCCAAAGCUAAGGAAGCAUUGGAGUUGCAGGAGCCUGGUGGAAUGAAUACCUCUGAAGAUAGAAUGCAAGUUGUCUUUGAAGAGUUGCAAGAUCUUCGUGGAGUUUGGUCAGAAUUGUCACGAGUUUGGACCCAGAUUGAUGAAUUGAGAGAGAAACCUUGGUUAUCCAUACAACCACGCAAGCUCCGGCAGCAGUUAGACACACUCAUGACUCAAUUAAAGGAGCUACCCGCUCGUUUAAGGCAGUACUCAUCAUAUGAGUAUGUUAAACGGACCCUGCAGGGUUACACUAAAGUGAACAUGAUGAUUGUUGAGUUGAAAUCGGAUGCAUUGAAAGAGAGACAUUGGAAGUCUCUCAUGAAGCAACUGCGUGUGUCAUGGGUCUUGUCUGAUCUUACUCUUGGCCAAGUCUGGGAUGUCAAUCUUCAGAAGAAUGAAAAUGUUGUCAAGGAUAUAAUUCUUGUAGCUCAGGGUGAAAUGGCUUUAGAAGAGUUCUUGAAACAAGUACGAGAAUCAUGGCAAAGCUAUGAACUCGAUUUAAUCAACUAUCAAAACAAGUGUAGACUGAUAAGAGGAUGGGAUGACCUCUUCAACAAAGUGAAAGAACACAUAAACUCUGUAGCAGCAAUGAAACUAUCCCCGUACUACAAAGUAUUUGAAGAGGAAGCUUUGACUUGGGAAGAGAAGCUCAACAGGAUAAAUGCCUUGUUUGAUGUAUGGAUUGAUGUUCAGAGGAGGUGGGUGUAUUUAGAGGGUAUCUUUUCUGGAAGUGCUGAUAUUAAAACACUUUUGCCUGUUGAGACAUCACGCUUCCAGAGUAUUAGUUCAGAGUUUCUUGGUCUGAUGAAGAGGGUUUCUAAAUCACCUAUGGUCAUGGAUGUUUUGAACAUUCCUGGUGUGCAGCGUGCUCUGGAGCGCCUUGCUGAUCUUUUGGGUAAAAUCCAGAAGGCACUCGGCGAAUAUUUGGAAAGGGAAAGGACAUCAUUUCCCCGCUUUUAUUUUGUUGGUGAUGAAGAUUUACUGGAGAUCAUUGGUAACAGCAAAAAUGUUGCACGUCUACAGAAACAUUUCAAAAAAAUGUUUGCUGGAGUUGCUGCCAUUCUUCUCAAUGAGGAUAAUACCAUCAUAACAGGAAUUUCUUCAAGGGAAGGAGAAGAAGUCAAAUUUUGCACUCCAGUCAACACUGUAGAGCAUCCUAAAAUUAAUGAAUGGCUCUCCCUUGUGGAAAAAGAAAUGAGGGUUACUCUUGCAUCUCGCUUGGCUGAAGCUGUUCAGGAUAUCAAGCAGUUUAAGGAAGGUUCUAUAGACCCUAGUGCAUACAUGAAAUGGUGUGACAAGUACCAAGCUCAAAUUGUAGUGUUGGCUGCACAAAUAUUGUGGAGUGAGGAUGUUGAAAAUGCCCUUCAUCAAAUUGGAAAUGCCAGUGGUGAGCCAAACAUGGCUCCAUUGGACCGUGUUCUUGUUCAAGUGCAAAAUACUCUCACUGUUUUGGCUGACUCUGUUUUACAAGAGCAACCACCACUCCGCCGCAGAAAGCUAGAGCACCUCAUAAAUGAAUUUGUACACAAACGCACUGUCACCAGAAGGUUGAUUGCUAAUCGCAUUUCUGGCCCUAAAGCUUUUGAAUGGCUUUGCGAAAUGAGGUUUUACUUUGACCCGAGGCAAACGGAGGUGCUGCAGCAACUUACGAUUCAUAUGGCAAAUGCUAAGUUCUUUUAUGGCUUUGAGUACUUGGGAGUUCAAGAUCGACUGGUUCAAACACCACUGACGGAUACCUGCUACCUAACAAUGACACAAGCACUUGAAUCUCGUCUUGGAGGAUCACCAUUUGGCCCUGCAGGAACGGGUAAAACUGAGUCAGUUAAAGCACUUGGACACCAAUUAGGAAGAUUUGUUCUAGUGUUUAACUGUGAUGAAACCUUUGACUUCCAAGCUAUGGGGAGAAUAUUUGUUGGUCUGUGUCAAGUGGGAGCAUGGGGCUGUUUUGAUGAGUUUAAUCGCCUUGAGGAGAGGAUGCUUUCUGCAGUCUCACAGCAGGUUCAAACCAUUCAAGAAGCUUUGAAAUCGCAACAAGAUGGCAAAAAAGAGGGUACAAUCUCUGUCGAACUUGUAGGCAAGCAAGUGAAAGUUUCCACUGAUAUGGCUAUAUUUAUCACAAUGAAUCCUGGCUAUGCUGGACGUUCCAAUCUCCCAGACAACUUGAAGAAACUCUUUAGGUCUCUUGCCAUGACCAAGCCAGACCGUCAACUCAUUGCAGAAGUCAUGCUGUUCUCUCAAGGUUUCCGCUCAGCUGAGAAACUGGCCUGCAAAAUUGUACCUUUCUUCAAGCUCUGUGAUGAGCAGCUCUCAAAUCAAUCACACUAUGACUUCGGCCUCCGAGCUCUGAAGAGUGUGUUAGUGUCGGCUGGUAAUGUGAAGAGGGACCGUAUUCAAAAGAUAAAAGAAGAUAUGAAAAAGAGUGGAGAGUCAAAUAUAGAUGAAGCUGUGAUUGCUGAGAACUUGCCUGAACAAGAAAUUCUUAUCCAGUCAGUGUGUGAAACAAUGGUUCCAAAGCUGGUUGCUGAGGACAUUCCUCUUCUAUUCUCUCUUCUCUCAGAUGUGUUCCCUAAUGUUGAGUACACAAGGGCUGAAAUGGCUGGCCUCAAAGACCAGAUCAGGAAAGUGUGUCAGGAAGAAUAUCUGGUGUGUGGCGAAGGAGAGGAGCAGGGUGGUUCCUGGAUGGAGAAGAGAUACACAGGCGAGACUUGGGUUGAGAAGGUUCUCCAACUUUAUCAGAUUUGUAAUUUGAAUCAUGGCCUCAUGAUGGUUGGGCCAAGUGGCUCUGGAAAGAGCACAGCCUGGAGAGUGCUUCUGCGCUCAUUAGAACGUCUUGAAGGGAUUGAAGGGGUUGCACAUGUUAUCGACCCCAAAGCUAUUUCGAAGGAAGCAUUGUAUGGUGUGCUUGACCCUAACACUCGAGAAUGGACUGAUGGUCUCUUUACGCACAUUUUGAGGAAAAUCAUAGACAAUGUGAGAGGAGAAAUCAACAAAAGACAGUGGAUUAUAUUUGACGGUGAUGUUGAUCCCGAGUGGGUUGAAAAUCUGAACUCGGUGCUUGAUGAUAACAAGCUACUGACAUUGCCCAAUGGUGAACGUCUCUCACUUCCACCAAAUGUUCGCAUCAUGUUUGAGGUUCAAGAUUUGAAAUAUGCAACUCUAGCCACUGUUUCCCGAUGUGGUAUGGUGUGGUUCUCUGAAGAUGUCUUAUCUACAGAAAUGAUUUUUGAAAAUUACAUGUUACGGCUUCGUAACAUUCCUCUAGAAGAGUCGGAGGAUGAUGGGCUGGGUACCUUUACCACCAAGAAGACAUCAGGGGAAAAGGAUGAUGAUCUAUCACCCACCUUGCAAAUUCAAAGGGAUGUCAGUAUGAUACUCCAAUCUUAUCUUUCCCCUGAUGGAUUGGUUGUUAGAAGUUUGGAAUAUGCCAUGAAACAGGAACAUAUUAUGGACUUUACCCGUCUUCGUGCUCUGAGCUCUCUAUUUUCUAUGCUCAACCAGGGAGUGAGGAAUGUGCUAGCCUACAACCACUCCCAUUCAGAUUUCCCUCUCACUACCGAACAGUUAGAGAGCUACAUUCCUAAGUGCUUGGUGUAUGCUCUUCUUUGGAGCUUUGCUGGAGAUGCCAAGCUAAAAGGACGCUCUGAUUUGGGUGAUUUCAUCCGUACCAUAACAACUGUUCCAUUGCCACCAACCAGCAACCUCCCAAUCAUUGACUAUGAGGUGACAGUUGUUGGGGAUUGGGCUCCAUGGUCCAACAAAGUGCCUCAAAUUGAGGUGGAGACUCAUAAAGUUGCUGCACCAGAUGUUGUUGUGCCCACUUUAGACACAGUAAGGCAUGAAUCUCUCCUGUACACUUGGUUGGCUGAGCACAAACCACUUGUUCUUUGUGGUCCUCCUGGUUCCGGAAAAACUAUGACACUUUUCUCUGCUCUUCGAGCUCUGCCUGAUAUGGAAGUUGUGGGCCUGAAUUUCUCCUCAGCUACUACACCUGAACUUCUCUUGAAGACAUUUGAUCAUUAUUGUGAAUAUCGAAAAACGCCAAAUGGUGUGGUUUUGUCUCCUGUACAGCUUGGGAAGUGGCUAGUCUUGUUCUGUGAUGAAAUCAAUUUGCCAGAUAUGGACAAGUAUGGAACUCAAAGAGUGAUAUCUUUCCUGAGACAAUUAGUGGAACAUCGUGGCUUUUAUCGUAGCAAUGACCAGGCUUGGGUAUCUUUAGAACGUAUCCAAUUUGUUGGUGCUUGCAAUCCACCAACAGAUCCUGGUAGAAAACCUCUUUCACACAGAUUCUUGCGGCAUGUGCCAGUUAUCUAUGUUGAUUACCCUGGAGAAACUUCAUUGAAGCAGAUUUAUGGAACCUUCAGUCGUGCAAUGUUGCGUCUAAUACCUCCACUUAGAGGGUUUGCUGAACCCCUUACAAAUGCAAUGGUAGAAUUCUACCUAGUAUCUCAAGAGCGUUUCACUCAAGAUAUGCAACCCCACUAUGUGUAUUCACCUCGUGAAAUGACGAGAUGGGUCAGAGGCAUCUGUGAGGCUAUUAGGCCUUUGGAGACAUUAAAUGUUGAAGGACUUGUACGCUUGUGGGCCCAUGAGGCCCUCAGAUUAUUCCAGGAUCGUUUAGUUGAUGAUGCUGAGCGGCGGUGGACAAAUGAAAAUAUUGAUAUUGUGGCUCAGAAGCACUUCAUUGGAAUCGACAGGUCUCAGGCACUUGCUCGUCCCAUUCUGUACAGCAAUUGGCUUUCAAAGGACUAUGUUCCUGUGAAUAGAGAAGAGCUUAGAGAAUAUGUAAAGGCUCGCCUGAAAGUGUUCUAUGAGGAAGAGUUGGAUGUACAGUUAGUACUGUUUGAUGAAGUAUUGGACCAUGUUCUUCGUAUAGACAGAAUAUUUAGACAGCCUCAGGGACACCUGCUGCUUAUUGGAGUUUCUGGUGCUGGAAAAACUACUCUUUCCCGGUUUGUUGCUUGGAUGAAUGGUCUCUCAAUUUUCCAAAUUAAGGUUCACAAUAAAUACACUGGAGAAGACUUUGAUGAAGAUCUCCGCUCUGUGUUGAGACGUUCAGGAUGUAAGGAUGAGAAAAUUGCGUUCAUCCUAGAUGAAUCUAAUGUGCUUGACUCUGGGUUCCUUGAAAGGAUGAACACAUUGCUUGCCAAUGGAGAAGUACCUGGCCUGUUUGAAGGUGAUGAGUAUGCAACUCUAAUGACUCAGUGUAAGGAAGGAGCUCAAAGAGAAGGCUUAAUGCUUGACUCUAAUGAAGAGUUGUACAAGUGGUUCACUGGCCAAGUCAUAAGAAACCUUCAUGUUGUCUUCACCAUGAAUCCAUCUUCUGAGGGACUCAAGGACCGUGCUGCUACAUCACCUGCCUUGUUCAACCGUUGUGUCUUGAAUUGGUUUGGUGAUUGGUCAGAUGGGGCAUUGUUCCAAGUUGGUAAAGAGUUCACAAACACAGUUGACCUCGACCGUCCCACCUGGAAAGCACCUGACUUUUUCCCAUCUGUGUAUGGAGGGUUGCCAGCUCAACCUACUCACCGAGAAGCUGUUAUCAACGCAUGUGUCUAUGUUCAUCAAACCUUACACAAAGCUAAUGCAAGGCUUGUGAAGCGGGGAAGCAGAACUAUGGCAAUCACCCCAAGACAUUAUCUUGACUUCAUCCAUCACUUUGUGAAACUUUACAAUGAAAAACGAUCAGAUUUAGAAGAGCAACAGCUUCACUUGAAUGUUGGUCUGAACAAGAUUGCAGAAACAGUAGAACAGGUUGAAGAAAUGCAGAAGUCGCUGGCUGUGAAAUCACAGGAACUUACAGCUAAAAAUGAAGCUGCAAAUGCCAAACUGAAACAGAUGGUAAAAGAUCAGCAAGAGGCCGAAAAGAAAAAGGUUCAAAGCCAGGAUAUCCAAGCUGAAAUUGAGAAACAGACAGUUCGUAUUGCAGAGAAGCGGAAGGUGGUUAUGGAAGACUUGGCCCAGGUGGAACCUGCUGUUAUUGAUGCACAACAAGCUGUGAAAGAGAUCAAGAAACAACAGUUGGUUGAAGUUCGAUCUAUGGCAAACCCUCCUGCCAUUGUAAAGCUUGCUUUGGAAUCCAUUUGCCUUUUGCUUGGAGAAAAUGCAAGUGAUUGGAAAGCCAUCAGGGCUGUGGUUAUGCGUGAAAACUUCAUCAACUCCAUCGUUUCUAACUUCAACACUGAAAAUAUUACGGACGAUGUUAGACAAAAAAUGCACGACAAGUAUCUCAGUAAUCCAGAUUACACUUUUGAGAAAGUUAAUCGUGCUAGUAUGGCUUGCGGACCAAUGGUCAAAUGGGCUGUUGCUCAGGUUCAAUAUGCUGACAUGCUGAAGAAAGUGGAACCACUUCGUGAUGAAUUAGGUUCCCUUGAAACUCAAGCUGAGGAAAACAAAAACAAGGGUGAAGAGGUGAAAAACCUUAUUGCACAGCUGGAGAGAAGUAUUGCCUCUUACAAAGAAGAAUAUGCUCAACUCAUCUCCCAAGCUCAAGCCAUCAAAACAGAUUUAGAGAAUGUUCAGGCCAAGGUAGACCGUUCUAUUGCACUCUUGAAGUCACUGGUCAUUGAGAGAGAGAGAUGGGAAGCAACGAGUGAAACAUUCCGGUCGCAGAUGUCAACCAUUAUUGGUGAUGUUCUCCUAUCAUCUGCAUUUUUGGCAUAUGCAGGCUAUUUUGAUCAGCAUUACCGUCAAAAUCUUUUUGCCACUUGGUGUCAUCAUCUUCAGCAAGCUGCCUUACAAUUCCGUGCAGACAUAGCACGAACAGAGUACUUGUCAAAUCCUGAUGAGAGGCUGAGGUGGCAGGCUAAUGCCCUUCCUACUGAUGAUCUCUGCACAGAAAAUGCUAUCAUGUUGAAGCGUUUCAACAGGUACCCAUUGAUCAUCGAUCCUUCUGGUCAGGCUACAGAGUUUAUUAUGAAUGAGUACAAGGAUAAGAAGAUAACUAAAACUUCUUUCCUGGAUGAUGCAUUCCGAAAGAAUCUUGAAUCAGCCCUUAGGUUUGGUAAUCCUCUGCUGGUACAGGAUGUUGAAAAUUAUGAUCCCAUCCUGAAUCCUGUAUUAAAUAGGGAACUGCGCCGCACAGGUGGUCGUGUACUCAUAACUUUGGGUGAUCAAGAUAUUGAUCUUUCUCCAUCAUUCAAUAUUUUCCUGUCAACUCGUGAUCCUACAGUAGAAUUCCCUCCCGAUAUUUGCUCGAGAGUAACUUUUGUAAACUUCACUGUCACUCGUAGCUCCCUUCAAAGUCAAUGCUUGAAUCAAGUUCUCAAGGCGGAGAGACCAGAUAUUGACAAGAAGAGGUCAGAUCUUCUGAAGCUUCAGGGAGAAUUCCAUCUCAGGCUCAGACAACUAGAGAAGAGUUUACUCCAGGCAUUGAAUGAUGCUAAAGGAAAAAUUUUGGAUGAUGAUAGUGUGAUUACAACUCUUGAAACUUUGAAACAUGAAGCUGCUGAAAUCAGUCAGAAGGUGGAGGAAACUGACAAAGUCAUUGCUGAAAUUGAAACAGUCUCUCAACAGUACAUGCCUCUCUCUCAAGCUUGUAGCAACAUGUACUUCACCAUGGACAGCUUGAAUCAAAUUCACUUCCUUUAUCAAUAUUCUCUUCAGUUCUUCCUGGACAUAUUUAGUUCAGUUCUGCACAGCAAUCCUCAUGUUCAGAAUAUAACAGAUUAUGGCCAAAGACUGUCUGUCAUCACCAAGGACUUAUUUGGUGUCUGUUAUGAACGGGUGGCGAGAGGGAUGCUGCACACUGAUAGGCUUACAUUUGCAAUUUUGCUUUGUCGUAUUCAUCUUAAGGGUGUGCCCACAGAGGCUAGUCUUGACACCGAGUUCACGUUCUUCCUCCGAGGCAAGGAGGGCAUGCUCAACUCCACUCCACCCGCCAUUGACGGGCUCAACCAGGAGCAAGUUGAAGCCAUGAUCAGAUUGUCGUCUCGUAUCCCGGCCUACAAGCACCUGGCCAAGAAGAUCAAGGACUCGCCAGAGUUCCCCGGCUGGCUUCAGCAGAGCUCCCCCGAGCAGUGCGUGCCUGCGCUGUGGGAGGAGGACAAGCAGCUCAGCCCCGUGGCCGUGGCCAUGCACAAUCUGCUGCUCAUCCAGACGUUCAGGCCGGACAGAGUCAUUGCGGCUGGGGUCUCGCUCGUCAUGGCUGUGCUGGGCGAGGAGUUCAUGGUGGCUGCUGACAGGGAGCUGGACCUGGCGUCUAUCGUGGACGCCGAGCUUCGAGCCAACGUGCCCGCGUUGCUGUGCUCUGUUCCUGGGUACGACGCCUCUGGUCGCGUGGACGACCUUGCAGCUGAACUGGGCAAGCAGAUUGCCUCUAUUGCCAUUGGUUCUGCAGAAGGAUUCAAUCAAGCUGAUCGUGCUAUCAACCAAGCUGUGCGCUCUGGUCGUUGGGUCUUGCUGAAGAACGUGCACCUUGCUCCUCAGUGGCUGGUUCAGCUUGAAAAGAAACUACAUUCCCUGCAACCUCAUGCCGGCUUCCGCCUUUUCUUGACCAUGGAAAUGAAUCCAAAGGUGCCCGUCAAUCUUCUUCGAGCUGGUCGCAUCUUUGUGUUUGAGCCACCUCCAGGCAUCAAGGCCAAUCUUCUUCGCACAUUCAGCACGGUACCUGCCUCUCGCAUGAUGAAGCCUCCAAAUGAAAGAGCCCGCCUCUACUUCUUGCUCGCGUGGUUCCACGCCAUCGUCCAAGAACGCCUGCGCUAUGUGCCCUUGGGUUGGGCUAAGUACUAUGAAUUCAAUGAAUCUGACUUGAGGGUCGCCUGCGACACUCUAGACACAUGGAUUGAAGCCACCGCUAUGGGCAGAACGAACCUGCCUCCAGAGAAGGUUCCCUGGGAUGCUCUAGUCACUCUGCUGUCCCAGUGCAUCUACGGAGGCAAGAUCGACAACGACUUCGACCAGCGCCUGCUCAAGUCUUUCUUAGCCAAGCUGUUCACACCCUCCAGCUUUGAGGCAGACUUCGCUCUGGUGGCCAACGUGGACGGCGUGGCUGGCGGCCCCGGGGGCCAACGGCACAUCACGAUGCCAGACGGUACAAGGAGGGACCACUUCCUGCACUGGAUCGAGGCCCUGUCCGACAGGCAGACGCCGUCAUGGCUGGGACUGCCCAACAAUGCGGAGAAAGUUCUCCUCACCACCAGAGGCACGGACCUCGUGGGCAAGCUUCUCAAGAUGCAGCAGCUGGAGGAUGACGACGAGCUCGCCUACUCAACGGAGGAGGGCUUGGACCAGACGCAGAAGUCGCUCGGGGACGGCCGUCCCUCUUGGAUGCGCACGCUCCACAACUCUGCGGCCACCUUCCUCGAGCUGCUGCCGCGCAGCCUGGCCACGCUGCGGCGCACCGUCGAGAACAUCAAGGACCCCCUGUACCGGUACUUCGAGCGCGAGGUCAACUCCGGCGCCCGACUGCUGCAGGACGUGGUCCACGACCUCGAGGACGUGGUGCUCAUCUGCCAGGGCGAGAAGAAGCAGACCAACUACCACCGCGCCAUGCUGAGCGACCUGGUCAAGGGCAUCAUCCCUCCCAGCUGGCGACGUUACACCGUGCCGCACGGCUGCACCGUCAUCCAGUGGGUCACCGACUUUUGCUCGCGUGUCAAGCAGCUGCAGCAGGUGUCGCAGCUAGUAUCGCAGGGCGGGGCCAAGGAGAUCAAGACGUACCCGGUGUGGCUCGGCGGGCUGCUCAACCCAGAGGCGUACAUCACGGCCACGCGUCAGUGCAUCGCGCAGGCCAACAGCUGGUCGCUGGAGGAGCUGGCGCUCGACGUGACCAUCUGCGACGGCCAGGACGCGCCCCCGCAGAUGGCGGACAGCUUCGGGGUGACGGCGCUCAAGCUGCAGGGCGCCAACUGCCGCAACAACCAGCUGCUGCUGGCCUCCACCAUCAUGACGGACCUGCCGAUGACCCUGCUGCGCUGGGUGCGCUCCGCCCCCGGGACCGAGCAGCGCUCCUCCAAGAUCUCCCUGCCCGUGUACCUCAACUCGACGCGCACCGAGCUGCUCUUCACUGUCGACCUCAACAUUGCGCCCGGACAGGACCAGCACAGCUUUUACGAGCGGGGCGUGGCCCUGCUUACAUCCACGGCCCUCAACUAGGCGGGAGCUUGUUAGCAAUAGCUUAAUUUUAUUAUGUUUACCGUACUCAUUCUUAAUUUGUCUAUAGUCAUUAACUUAUCUGUGGUAUCUACUUAGGAUACAUUUUAAUGAGAUUUUAACUGAAAUAUUUUGUAUCUUUCAUAUUUUAGCGAUUUGGGGCUUUACUGCUUUAUGAAUUGUUUAUGAUGAUAAACUAUAAUAAUGCAUUGUACUUCAUUGUUGAUUAAAUAUUAUUUAUUUUCACUGGCAA
Molecule: messenger RNA, 14430 nt
Organism: Frankliniella occidentalis (western flower thrips)
Lineage: Eukaryota; Metazoa; Arthropoda; Insecta; Thysanoptera; Thripidae
Gene: Dhc64C
Product: dynein heavy chain, cytoplasmic
Exons: 35
Coding region: 129-14180 (4683 amino acids)
Biological process (GO): microtubule-based movement
Cellular component (GO): dynein complex
Molecular function (GO): dynein light intermediate chain binding; ATP binding; ATP hydrolysis activity
Source: RefSeq, a predicted model, not a curated record